Protopolystoma xenopodis is the source of this 462-nucleotide messenger RNA. The record is from the annotation of a GenBank genome assembly. NCBI's taxonomy places the organism in Eukaryota, Metazoa, Platyhelminthes, Monogenea, Polystomatidea, Polystomatidae.
AUGGACAAUGUAGCUCAAUUUGAAAAUACUGCAAUUCUGCAGGAAUUGUGUUCCACUCGACUGAAUUUCCCUUAUUUUAACGCGUUUCACACUUCCUCUGUUCACACUCCGAAAAGCCUAAAUGGCAACCUGCCAAAUUCGCUAAAAUUUAGUUCAUCUAAAGUAUCCCUGACAAAAGAGUCUUCUCCGCUGCGUUUGAUGCCGCAUCAAUUUCAUAUAUUUCUAAAUGUGUCAUUCUUCUUUCUGACCUCCAGACAACUCGGCCUCGUCUUGUUGCCUUCCCAGACUUUUACUUGGUGCACCGUUCUCGGUUCUACACCCUAUUUGAUGUGUCUUCGCCUGGUCGACGCUACUUACAUCUUCCGUAAGUCGAUCUCCUACCCUGAGCCAGUUAAGAACUUUUGCGUUGACGGCGAACCGGCGGUCGCCAGUUGCCGGAGUGACUUUACGGGUUGUGGAUAA